AGAUCGGAAGAAAUGGACGAGCAGCCGCGGUUGAUGCACUCUCAUGCGGGAGUAGGGAUGGCAGGGCACCCCGGCCUGUCGCAACACAUGGAAGGCACGGGAGGAACGGAAGGCGAUGGGAGAAAACAGGACAUUGGAGACAUUUUACAGCAAAUAAUGACCAUCACAGAUCAGAGUCUGGACGAAGCUCAAGCCAGGAAACAUGCCCUGAAUUGCCACAGGAUGAAGCCUGCUCUCUUCAACGUCUUGUGUGAAAUCAAAGAGAAAACAGUGCUGAGUAUCCGUGGCGCCCAGGAGGAGGAGCCUCCAGAUGCCCAGCUCAUGCGAUUGGACAACAUGUUGCUGGCGGAGGGCGUGUCUGGACCGGAGAAGGGGGGUGGUUCUGCAGCGGCUGCGGCUGCAGCUGCAGCCUCAGGAGGCGGGGCAGGAGCGGAUAACUCAGCGGAACACUCAGACUACAGAGCCAAGCUCUCUCAGAUCAGACAGAUCUACCACACAGAACUGGAGAAAUACGAGCAGAUGGUAUCCCAUGGCGGAUGGAGGGGGGAGAGUUACACAGGGAGUCAUGGCAACGGAAACAAGGCUUGUAACGAGUUCACAACCCAUGUGAUGAACCUGCUGAGGGAGCAGAGUCGCACUCGGCCCAUCUCUCCCAAGGAGAUCGAGCGCAUGGUGGGGAUCAUCCACCGCAAGUUCAGCUCCAUCCAGAUGCAGCUCAAACAGAGCACCUGCGAAGCCGUCAUGAUCCUGCGCUCACGCUUCCUCGAUGCCAGACGGAAAAGGCGGAACUUCAACAAGCAGGCGACAGAGAUCCUGAAUGAGUACUUCUACUCCCACCUGUCUAACCCCUACCCUAGUGAGGAGGCCAAGGAAGAGCUGGCCAAGAAGUGCUCCAUCACAGUUUCACAGGUUUCCAACUGGUUUGGAAACAAAAGAAUCAGAUACAAGAAAAACAUUGGAAAGUUCCAGGAAGAAGCCAAUAUGUACGCUGCCAAAACUGCAGUCAACGCGACCAACGUAUCCUCACAUGGAAGCCAGGCUAAUUCGCCCUCCACCCCAAAUUCUGCAGGUUCUGCUGGCUCUUUUAACAUGUCAAACUCCGGCGACUUGUUCAUGAGCGUGCAGUCUCUCAAUGGGGACUCGUACCAAGGUGCUCAGGUUGGAGCCAACGUGCAGUCACAGGUGGAUACCCUUCGCCAUGUUAUCAGUCAGACAGGCGGAUACAGUGAGGGCCUCACAGCCAGCCAGAUGUACAGUCAACAGAGCAUCAAUGCAAACGGAGGCUGGCAGGAUGCAACCACCCCCUCAUCAGUGACAUCACCCACAGAAGGACCUGGAAGUGUUCACUCUGACACGUCCAACUGAUCCCUCCACCCUCCACCACUAUCCAGACACCCCCAACCUCGAUCAGCCAGCCCCCAGUCAGCUCCCCUUCAGAACUGGAGGUAUCACUAGACUGGUCACAAAGCAAGAGACCUCUCUCUACAGGUGGGGACUACAGGAUGAAUCGCCAUCAUCACCACCACAGACAGUUCUUCAUGUCUUCUGUCCCGUCUCUACAACCAAUCAGUCAGUAGCCUGUGUAGGGCUCUGUUCUCCCAUUUAUCUACGACCUCAUUCACUGUCUGUCUGUACAGUUUUCUUCACCAGAUAUCCUUGUUGCCUCUGUGUGAUCUGACUUAUAACACAGUAGGCAAAUAGUUACAACACGUAUACACAGUAUUGCCCGUAUCUUGUAGAUUGAAAUGCUUUUCUCACUACCUCUAUUGAAAAUAACAACAACUUCUAAAAAAGCAUCGUUUUUUUUCCUUUGUAAUAACUGACAUUGACAGCAGCUCCCAAUCUCCCUUGUCCUGUCUCAAGGCUUGUUUUGAGGACAGUUUUGCCUUUGUGACAAGUUUUACCCGAUAUAAUUACUUAAUUCCCAACAUUUGUUUUGUCCAUAGUGCCAAAGUUCAACACAGGAGGUGAAUUCUUAUAAUAUGAUAUUGUGCUUGUGGAAGAAUACAUAUCCAUCUGACUAUUCACAUCACAUACCGUAGCUUAAUGAUAUUUCUUGUUAGUAGCUAACAAUGGGAUGAUUUGAAAGGAGAACCUUGAGAUUCAAAUGUUCCUCCUCAUUUUAGGCAUUCUGUUUCAGAGCUUCUACAAUGGUCAAAAUAAAACAUGACACAUUUUUACUGCAACAAUGGCGUGUGUUCUGUUCAUACUGAAUGAGUGGUCAACAAUGCAUAAGCAAAACACAAAAUAGUAACGGUAUAUACUCCAGAAUUAAUGGAAGGGAUUGUUUGGGAGGUUAUAAAGAAAUGGAUCAUGGUGAUUCUAGCUUCAUGGUGAUUCCAGAUACAUUUUUUAAACUGAUACUCAGUCCACACUACAAACAGAGCAAGAAGCUUAAAGCUUCAUGGUGAAUCUAGCUUCAUGGUGAUUCUAACUUCAUGGUGAUUCUAACUUCAUGGUGAUUCUAACUUCAUGGUGAUUCUAACUUCAUGGUGAUUCUAUCUACUGGAAUUCUAAUGCAUUUCCUGCACUUGACGUAUUGUUUGUAGUGUGGACUGAGUAUCAGUAUCCGGAACACUUAAUCAGUGAGUAUAUUAGCAUCAAUUAAAAUAAGCCAAUAUAAUGUCUUUAAGCACAGUCACUUCCAGUGAUUACCCUAUGAAGGGUAACAUAUGUAUUUGUCAAAGAGAAGAACACAGUACAGAGAACACACAUUAAUAAUGCUUGUAUCAUUUUCAUAUGUUGAACAUAUGGUGUGUGUACAUACACAUACAUACAUACAUACAUAUAUAUAUACAUACAUAUAUACAUAU
Molecule: messenger RNA, 2813 nt
Organism: Oncorhynchus keta (chum salmon)
Lineage: Eukaryota; Metazoa; Chordata; Actinopteri; Salmoniformes; Salmonidae
Product: pre-B-cell leukemia transcription factor 1
Exons: 10
Coding region: 13-1365 (450 amino acids)
Biological process (GO): regulation of transcription by RNA polymerase II; brain development; embryonic organ development
Cellular component (GO): nucleus
Molecular function (GO): DNA-binding transcription factor activity, RNA polymerase II-specific; RNA polymerase II cis-regulatory region sequence-specific DNA binding
Source: RefSeq, a predicted model, not a curated record